AUGACCUGGUGCCGCAGCUCGUCCAUGUUCACCGACAUGGCUCCGGCCGCCGCGCGAUCCCGGCUCGGCGGCCGCGGGAGGCCGGCCGCCCUCGGCUCGCGCUCGCCGCCGCCCGCCCGCGGCCUCCGGACCCUCGCCGCACGCCGCACGCCGCCCGCCCGGCGAGUGUCCCGGUCCGGCUCCCGCGGCCGCCGACACCACAAACAACGGCGCGGGGCGGGGCCGGUGUCCAACGUUCGGGGGCCGCGAGUCGCCGCCGCUGAUUGGCCCGCGCCGCUCGGCCUGCGCCCGACUCUGGUGCGGACGUUCGAUUCGAAUCCUGCGGCCUGCGGCCCGCACUGUUUCUCUUUUCGCCCGGUCGCGCCCAUUGGCGGAGGAAGCUAUUUUGCCAGCCACUUCAUUAUGGGAGGAGAGAAGUUUGACUCCACGCACCCUGAGGGUUACCUGUUUGGAGAGAACAGUGAUCUGAACUUUCUGGGGAACAGACCAGUAACGUUUCCUUAUGCUGCCCCACCUCCCCAAGAGCCCGUGAAGACUCUGAGAAGCCUGAUCAACAUCCGGAAGGACACACUAAGACUCGUAAAGUGUGCGGAGGAGGUAAAGACCCCUGGAGAAGAGGCUGGCAGAGCUAAAGUCCGUUACAACGUGGAGUUCACCUUUGACACUGACGCUCGGGUGGCCAUCACCAUCUACUAUCAGGCCACAGAAGAGUUCCAGAAUGGGAUUGCCAGCUACCUCCCCAGAGACAACAGCCUGCAGUCGGAGACGGUGCGUUACAAGCGAGGGGUGUGUCAGCAGUUCUGCCUGCCCUCCCACACCGUGGACCCCUCCGAGUGGCCGGAGGAGGAGCUUGGCUUUGAUCUGGACCGAGAGGUUUACCCUUUAGUGGUCCACGCCGUGGUGGAUGAAGGAGACGAGUAUUUUGGCCAUUGCCAUGUACUGCUGGGCACUUUCGAAAAGCACACAGAUGGAACUUUCUGCGUCAAGCCCCUCAAACAGAAACAAGUGGUAGAUGGGGUCAGCUACCUCCUUCAGGAGAUCUAUGGAAUUGAAAACAAGUACAACACACAAGAUUCUAAGGUGGCUGAGGAUGAAGUAAGCGAUAACAGUGCCGAGUGUGUGGUGUGUCUCUCCGAUGUGCGGGACACUCUGAUUCUGCCCUGUCGCCACCUCUGUCUGUGUAACACGUGUGCUGACACCCUGCGCUACCAGGCCAACAACUGCCCCAUCUGCCGCCUGCCCUUCCGGGCACUGCUCCAGAUCCGGGCCAUGAGGAAAAAAUUGGGCCCCCUGUCCCCAACCAGCUUUAACCCCAUCAUCUCGUCCCAGACGUCUGACUCAGAAGAGCAUUCGUCCUCAGAGAACAUUCCGCCAGGCUAUGAAGUGGUGUCUCUUCUGGAAGCCCUCAAUGGGCCCCUCACCCCGUCCCCAGCGGUCCCAGCCCUCCACGUGCUUGGAGAUGGCCAUCUGUCAGGAAUGCUGCCCUCCUACGGCAGCGAUGGCCACCUGCCCCCUGGCAGGACACUCUCCCCGCUCGACCGCCUGUCUGACUGCAGCAGCCAAGGAAUCAAGCUCAAAAAGAGUCUUUCCAAGUCUGUGUCCCAGAAUUCUUCCGUGUUGCAUGAAGAGGAAGAUGAGCGUUCUUGCAGUGAGUCAGAGACCCCGCUCUCUCAGAGGCCUUCAGCCCAGCAUCUGGAAGAGGAGUGUGGUGUAACCCCAGAAAGUGAGAAUCUUACCCUGUCAUCCUCGGGAGCUAUCGACCAGUCAUCUUGCACGGGGACGCCUCUCUCUUCCACGAUCUCCUCCCCAGAAGACCCUGCCAGCAGCAGUCUGGCCCAGUCGGUCAUGUCCAUGGUGUCCUCCCAGAUCAGCACCGACACGCUCUCCUCCAUGUCCGGCUCCUACAUCGCCCCUGGCACUGAGGAAGAGGCGCUCCCCUCGCCGCGGGCCGCCAGCAGGGCCCCCUCAGAAGGAGAGGUGAUGCCCACACGGUCUGCAGACAGCAGCUUCAUGGGCCUGGCCGCCGAAGAGCAGGACGCAGAGGGAAAUGAUGUUAUAGAGGAAGAGGAUGGAUCGCCCACACAGGAAGAUGGCCAGAGGACAUGCGCAUUUCUAGGUAUGGAGUGUGACAAUAACAAUGACUUUGGCAUCGCCAGCGUGAAAGCACUGGACAAUAAGCUGUGCCCUGAGGUCUGCUUACCCGGCACCUGGCAGGCCGAUGACAACGUUGUCAGUCGUCGGAACGCACAGCGCCGGCGCUUAUCAUCCGGCAGCCUGGAGGACCCCGAGGACAGGCCCUGUGUGUGGGGUCCUUUGGCCGUCUGAGAGCCCCAGCCCGUGCACCUGGGCUCCCUCCUGCCCCCACCUUCCAUCCUGGCCUCACUGGACUGCUGGUCUCCUGGGCGUCCUCAGCGAGACCAUGAAGACUCUGCAUCCAGAUGAAAGCUGGACGUGGAAGUCCACCUGCUCCUGCUCCCAGCCCGGUCUCCUCCAUAACCAUGACCCUUCCCCUACCAGCAGGAACUCGAAGCCUCCUCUCUCCUUGUGGGCUGGAGCCUCUCAAUGAACUGCUGCUCAUGGGACCCUUUGCAGAGACUCUCUGGAAUGUAUCCACCCUAUCUUGAUCUUCAGGUGGAGCCGAGAUCCACAGGCUGGUUGUUUCUCAUCUUUUUCUCCUUAGGGGGCGUACCAAGAGGACCUGGAGUUUUGGCAGUUUCAUUACAAACACCCAUCUGGCAUUUUCUUGUCUCUGGAACAUCAUAAGCAAUUUGAACCCUCCACUUUGGGGUGGGGUUGGGGGAUGGCUCCUGUGAGAAGGGAAAGCCAUUUUGCACUCUAAGCCAAGUUUCUCUCA
Messenger RNA from Neomonachus schauinslandi (Hawaiian monk seal), 2854 nucleotides. RefSeq names its product ring finger protein 157 (gene RNF157). NCBI's taxonomy places the organism in Eukaryota, Metazoa, Chordata, Mammalia, Carnivora, Phocidae. Gene Ontology annotation, cellular component: cytoplasm. Gene Ontology annotation, molecular function: ubiquitin protein ligase activity. The coding region runs from base 1 to 2325 and encodes 774 amino acids. The transcript is spliced from 19 exons. The record is from RefSeq and is a predicted model, not a curated record. Gene Ontology annotation, biological process: protein ubiquitination.